Messenger RNA from Ochotona curzoniae (black-lipped pika), 1185 nucleotides. It is a transcript of the gene CX3CL1, whose product is annotated as C-X3-C motif chemokine ligand 1. Bases 1 to 1185 code for a protein of 394 amino acids. NCBI's taxonomy places the organism in Eukaryota, Metazoa, Chordata, Mammalia, Lagomorpha, Ochotonidae. Gene Ontology annotation, molecular function: chemokine activity; CCR chemokine receptor binding. The record is from RefSeq and is a predicted model, not a curated record. Gene Ontology annotation, cellular component: extracellular region. Gene Ontology annotation, biological process: chemokine-mediated signaling pathway; lymphocyte chemotaxis; cellular response to interleukin-1. The transcript has 3 exons.
AUGGCUCUCAUCGCUGGCCCGUGGCUGCUGUGGCUGGCUGCGUUCUACCAUCUCAUGAUCCUAGUGGCUGGUCAGCACUCCGGUAUGAAAAAAUGCAGCCAUGAGUGCAGAGACAGCAAGAUGACCCAGAGGAUUCCCUUGAGCCAUCUUGCUGGCUACAAGCUUAAUGAGAAGUCCUGUGAAAAACAUGCCAUCAUCUUGAAAACGAAGAAAAACAGGACCUUCUGUGCUGACCCUGAGGAACAGUGGGUCCAGGAUGUGAUGAAAGAACUCGACCGCCAGGCCACUGCUCAGACCCUACACAGCGGCACAUUCGAGAAGCAGAUCGGCGCUAAGAAGCCAAACAUGGGCCUGGGGAAGGCGGGGAUCACAGCAGCACCCAGUGGGAUACCCGAAUCAGCUGCGGUCUCAGAGCCCAGAGCCACAGGGCAUGGAGGGAGCCCUGAGCUGCCUCCUUCUACCCAGGAGGCACAGACGGCUGUGGGCACCUCCCCAGCACUGCCCACUGCAGUGCCUGGCUCCUCAGGAACCACAGAGCUUCCAGCAGAGUCUGAAAGCCCUGAGUUUGUCAAUACAGCCACUGCCUCCUCUGCUGCUGUCCCUUGGCCGCAUUCUACUGCUUUCCAACCUGAGGCCACUGAGGCCCCCUCCAUCAAGAUGCCAUCCACUGAUAAAUCCUUCACUCAGAUCCCAACCACCUCACACCCCACCCCAGAGAAGAACUUUGGACCUGAAAGUCAUUCCCUGGAGGUCACCACACAGAGCUCUGGGCCAGAGAACUUUCAGGGUGUCCAAGAGACAGUUCCCAUGGUCGCUGACACAGAUACCUUCCAGGACUGGGGACCUGGCAGUGUGGGCUAUGUGUCCUCGGCAGGGACCCCUAGCAGGGAGCCUGUGGCCUCAGGCAGCUGGGUCCCCAAGGCCGAGGAGCCCAUCCAUGCCACUGUGGAGCCCCAGAGGCUGGGCGUCCGCAUCACUCCCGUCCCUGACACCCAGGAGGCCACCCGAAGGCAGGCGGUUGGGCUGCUAGCCUUCCUUGGCCUCCUCUUCUGCCUGGGUGUGGCCAUGUUCGCCUAUCAGAGCCUCCAGGGCUGUCCCCGCAAGAUGGCAGGAGAGAUGGUGGAAGGCCUGCGCUAUGUGCCCCGGAGCUGUGGCACCAACUCCUAUGUCCUGGUGCCCGUGUGA